UCCGCGACUUGUAGUUCCUGUCCAACAGACAGUUAGUAGGUAAGCCAAAAGCGUUGGUUUUGAAGCAUAGCGCAAAUAUUUAACAGUCACAAUUGUGGAUGCGCAUAUUUAUUUGUAUUUCUUAUAGUGUGUCGCUUAGAUGCAGGAAACAACUGAAACUGACGGAAAUCCGCACAAGUUGUAACACGUGAUGCUAGUUAGCAACGUGGCUAAUUCUCAUGCUGUUUCACUAGUGACUGCGUCUAUAGACACCUUUAGAUAACGGGUUCCACUGCCAUUGACAUUUGUUGUGGCUUAGGCAUUGCAGUGUAGAUCGAUAGGUACAUUUUAUUUUUUUAGAGAACUACGAAGCCGCGGGUAUGGCUAGCAGCAGGAUGCAGCUGGAGCUGUCCCGUGUAGUUCAGGGAGGAAGUCGGGUGGGUGUCCUGAAGGGACUCGGCAAGACGGGGCAGCAUUCGCUGGAGGUUCCGGGGUGUCUUUUGUACACCCCCUUUGGCACAGUGCCCCACCUCACCCAGGACACCCUGCACACCAUGAGCAACCUCCCCUGUGCCACUCAGGUCACUUUGUCUAAUAUAGCAGAGCACCAGGAAGUAUUGGAGGAGUUUAAGGAUGGAUUCAGGAAGUUUGCAGGUCUUCACGAUACUGCGUUGUACUGCUCACUUCACGACCCUGCAACUGCCUGUCCCACAGGUUAUACCACGAACAAGACCGUGUCAGUGUGGGGCAGCGGUGGCCGGAUAGAGCUGACGGCGGCCAAGUUCAUGGCCCUCCAGAAGGCCGUGCAGCCCGACUGGUACCAGAGCAUGGCCGACGGAGAGACCUGGCAGAGCAACACGUCGCGCAAAAGGGUUCGAAAGUCGGUGGAUCGAACGCUCGCUCACUUAGACGAGUGUCUGCUGGUGCACCAGAACACGCAGGAGCUGGAGGGAGUCGGGGUGUUCGGGGUGGUGGAGGGGGGUGACAUCUUGGAGGAGAGGGUGCGCUCAGCGAGGGAGACGGCCAAGAGACCUGUAGCGGGAUUCUGCUUGGACGGCCUCCAGACGGGCGCCAUGGACCAGGCCCUGAGGAUCCAGCUCAUCAGCGCCGUGACCAAGGAGCUGCCUGAAGACAAACCCAGGCUGCUGCAGGGCGUGGGCCGACCUGACGAGGUGGUGGCGUGCGCGGAGGCCGGCGUGGACCUGUUCGAGAGCUUUUUCCCCUUCCAGGUGACGGAGCGAGGCUGCGCUCUCUGCUUCGACUUCGACAUCUCUCCGGACCCGGAGCGCGCAGGUAGAGCGCCCCCUGCAGUGCUGGAGCUGGAUGAAGAGAAGGACACGGCGGGGGAGACGCAACAGAAUGGAGACCUCAAUCGUGAAGAUCAAACACAGAUGACAUCCUUUGAAAUCAGUCUGAAAGACAAGAGGUACCAGGACGACCUGAGGCCCCUGGUGGAGGGGUGUGGCUGCUACUGCUGCAGGAACCACCAGAGGGCGUACCUGCAUCACCUGCUGGUGACCAAUGAGCUGCUGGCUGGAGUCCUGCUCAUGAUCCACAACACCACCCACUACCACGGCUUCUUCGCCGCCCUCCGAGAAGCCGUGGCCAGCGACAAGCUUGAGCUCCUCAAAAGAAGGCUGCUCGGUGACGGAGGCCGUCAGGCAGGAAGGAAGGAAUAGGAGGCGACCGCCAGCGCCGUCUAGGGACGAACCUGUGGCGCUGGUCUGGGGAGACCUUCGGAAUGACUCGCGCUGUGCGGCGCCAAAGCCACAUCUCCGGUUAAACGUGGGGGACGACACGAGAGGCAGAAAACUGUUUGAUGUUGGUGCCUCAGGUGUCCUGGUCUCACACCUGGAGGACAACAGGCGCGUUGAUCUGAAACGUUGUUGCCCGACUGAAUAACUCAGAGCAGAUCACAGCUAAAUAAAUGACCUGAAAAGAUGCCA
This is a messenger RNA of Mugil cephalus (flathead mullet), 1925 nucleotides long. RefSeq names its product queuine tRNA-ribosyltransferase accessory subunit 2 (gene qtrt2). Gene Ontology annotation, molecular function: tRNA-guanosine(34) queuine transglycosylase activity. Lineage: Eukaryota; Metazoa; Chordata; Actinopteri; Mugiliformes; Mugilidae. The transcript has 8 exons. Bases 360 to 1658 code for a protein of 432 amino acids. The record is from RefSeq and is a predicted model, not a curated record.